AUGCCAUUUGCGCAGCUCAUUCUCGGCGCUCCAGGCUCUGGAAAGAGCACGUAUUGCGAUGGCAUGCACCAGUUCAUGGGCGCGAUUGGUCGCGCGUGUUCUGUGGUCAACCUCGAUCCCGCAAACGACCACACAAACUACCCGAAAGCGCUCGACAUCCGUGAUCUCGUCAAGCUGGAAGAUAUCAUGGCCAGUGACAGGCUUGGUCCCAAUGGUGGCAUUCUCUAUGCCCUGGAGGAGCUCGAGCAUAACAUGGAGUGGCUAGAGGAAGGCUUGAAAGAAUUCAGCGAAGAUUAUAUUCUCUUUGACUGCCCCGGGCAAGUCGAGCUCUAUACACACCACAACUCUCUGCGCAACAUCUUCUUCAGGCUACAGAAGAUUGGCUUUAGGCUCGUUGUCGUGCACCUCUCCGACUCUUUUUGCUUGACACAACCCUCUCUGUACAUCUCCAACCUGCUCCUGGCCCUUCGUGCCAUGCUCCAGAUGGAUAUGCCACAUAUCAACGUCCUGACCAAGAUCGAUAAAGUCGCCUCCUACGACAACCUCCCAUUCAACCUCGAAUACUACACCGACGUCGACGACCUCUCUUAUCUGAUUCCAUACCUGGAAGAAGAAUCGCCAGCAAUGCGCAACGAGAAAUUCAGCAGGCUGAACGAAGCCGUGUCAAAUAUGAUCGAGAGUUACAGCCUAGUCAGGUUCGAGGUCCUCGCAGUUGAGGAUAAGAAGAGCAUGAUGCAUCUUCUUCGGGUAAUUGAUCGAGCUGGGGGAUACGCCUUUGGCAGCGCAGAGGGCGCAAAUGACUCCGUCUGGCAGGUCGCAAUGCGCAAUGAGUCGUCCAUGAUGGAGGUACAGGAUAUCCAGGAGCGCUGGGUUGAUCGCAAGACGGAAUACGACGAGCUGGAGCGGAAAGAAUGGGAGGAACAGGCCAAGAUGCGGGGGGAGGAUGAUCCCAACGCCGGGCAGGCGCCCCAGCCGUCUGCCGAUUACGAUCCAGACUUUGGCGAUAUGACGAUACCUGCAGAUAGUGGCGUAAAAGUAGUGCGCAAGAACAAAUGA
Molecule: messenger RNA, 1056 nt
Organism: Colletotrichum orchidophilum
Lineage: Eukaryota; Fungi; Ascomycota; Sordariomycetes; Glomerellales; Glomerellaceae
Exons: 3
Coding region: 1-1056 (351 amino acids)
Cellular component (GO): cytoplasm
Molecular function (GO): GTPase activity
Source: RefSeq, a predicted model, not a curated record